This is a messenger RNA of Raphanus sativus (radish), 908 nucleotides long. Its product is annotated as multiple organellar RNA editing factor 2, chloroplastic-like. The transcript has 4 exons. Gene Ontology annotation, biological process: cytidine to uridine editing; mitochondrial mRNA modification. Gene Ontology annotation, cellular component: mitochondrion. Bases 55 to 498 code for a protein of 147 amino acids. NCBI's taxonomy places the organism in Eukaryota, Viridiplantae, Streptophyta, Magnoliopsida, Brassicales, Brassicaceae. The record is from RefSeq and is a predicted model, not a curated record.
CAUGAAUUUGAUCUCUCUCUGCCCAAACCUCAACUCACUCAUCACUCACCUACAAUGGCCUUGCCUAUAUCCGACACGCGCCACCUCACGCGCUCCCUCCUAUCCGGUGCCACCUUAGCGUCGCCUCCUCGGCUUCCUUCCUCCGUUCACUGCGGCGGAUCUCGGUUAGCUUGCUCGACCCGGUCCGUCUCGAUCCGAUGCCGAGCAAACCGGUCAGGCUCGGCCUACUCGCCGCUCAGCUCCGGCUCCAGCUUCAGCGACCGACCUCCGACGACGGAGAUGGCGCCUCUGUUUCCGGGGUGCGAUUACGAGCACUGGCUCAUCGUGAUGGAUAAGCCUGGCGGAGAAGGCGCGACGAAGCAGGAGAUGGUUGAUUGUUACGUACAAACCUUAGCUAAAGUCGUUGGAAGUGAGGAAGAGGCGAAGAAGAGGAUUUACAAUGUUUCUUGUGAGAGGUUUGCCUGGUGUUCUGUUUGUGCUUCCAGAUUCUUAUGUUGAUCCUGAAAACAAAGAUUAUGGAGCUGAGCUGUUUGUAAAUGGAGAGAUAGUCCAACGAUCACCAGAGAGGCAGAGACGAGUUGAGCCGCAGCCACAGAGAGCCCAAGAUAGACUGAGAUACAAUGACAGAACUCGCUACUCUCGCCGCAAAGAAAACACACGCUGAACUGCGCCUGAAAGAGAGACACCACACCAUAAAUAAAAGGAAAGCUAGUAUGAUAGCAAAUGAUAAUUGUGAUUCUGCUACCAUCAGGCGAAGGUUCCUUGUUACAGUCCUUUGCAGUUGAUGGAGCAUGCUAGGUUUUUAAUUUCAUGUAACAUUUUUUUUAUAUAAUAGUGUAAAUUGAAGAGAAGACAUUGGAUAUUUAGGCAUAAAAAAAAUCGUUUUCCAAUCUAGAGCAAUUUAUAUG